AUGCUCGGUUCAAGUUGGAACAUGUUAUUGGGAAGGAAGCACGACCGCAGUGGUUUUUGUGGAUCCAGGGAAAUAAUUAAACCGUGUGAGGCAUCGGAUGUACCCUGCCACGUUUCUUACACUUUGAAAAAAGAAGAGGUUCUCAAUUCGGUUAUGGCGGAUCAAGGUUUUCUCAAGCCAAAGAGAGGGUUUGCCACUACCGCUGUCCAUAGUGGCAAAGAUCCUGAAAAAUGGUCAGGAGCCGUUGUGCCUCCAAUUGUAACAUCUACUGUUUAUAAAAGAACAGUACACAAUCAUACCGGUUAUGUUUACGGCAGGUCUGCAAACCCGACAAGAAGCGCUUUGGAAGAUUGUCUUGCAAAACUAGACGGUGGAACUGAUGCUAUAACGUUUGCCUCGGGUCUUGCAGCUACCACCACUAUUGCCUCUCUAGUUAGCAAAGGUGAUCAUAUAAUUUCCAGUGACGAUCUAUAUGGGGGCACAAGUCGACUUUUCAGAGACAUCAUAGGAAGACUAGGCGUUGAAGUUUCAUUUGCCGACUGCACUAGUUCUGAAAAUUUAGCCAAGGCCAUUCAAAAAAAUACGAAGAUGGUCUGGAUCGAAACGCCAACAAAUCCCAUACUGAGAGUCCUUGAUAUUGCUGACAUAAGCAAAGUGAUCAAAAGCUUUGGUGAUAUUUUGUUGGUCGUUGAUAAUACCUUCCUAACACCAUACUUACAAAGACCUCUUGAUUUCGGAGCUGAUAUUGCUAUGUACUCUAUGUCAAAAUAUAUGAAUGGACAUUCCGAUAUUGUGAUGGGAGCAGCGGUUGUUAAAGAUGAAGAAUUAGGCAAGAAGCUUCACUUUUUGCAAAAAGCUAUGGGAGCCGUACCGUCGCCCAUUGAUUGUUAUUUGGUCAGCAGAAGUUUGAAAACGUUGCCAUUGCGAAUGGAACAACAUAAGAAAUCGUCCAUGGUCAUUGCGCAGUGGUUACAAAAACAUCCCAAGGUUACAGAAGUUUUACACCCAGGAUUACCUAAUCAUCCACAACAUGAAAUUUGUAAACGACAAACCUCUGGCCACUCGGGUGUGUUCAGUUUCAAACAUUGCGGUGGAAUAAAGGAAUCUGAAGCGAUUCUGCAUGCAUUUAAAGUUUUCACGUUGGCUGAAAGCUUAGGUGGCUUUGAAAGUUUAGCUCAACUACCGGCGCUAAUGACGCACGCAUCGGUGCCUGAAGAACAAAGGCUUAAACUUGGUAUCUCGGACGAGCUUAUCAGAAUAUCGAUCGGUUUAGAAGACAUUGACGAUCUUCUAGAAGAUUUAGAACAAGCAUUUAAUGUGGCAUUUCCUUAA
This is a messenger RNA of Arctia plantaginis, 1332 nucleotides long. Lineage: Eukaryota; Metazoa; Arthropoda; Insecta; Lepidoptera; Erebidae. The record is from the annotation of a GenBank genome assembly.